CAUUUAGAAUCCAAUCCGGCAGUGACAUUCUCCCGAGUCUGAUGCUCUUGAGAAAUGAGGAGAACUGGAUGUUUCCCGGCACUUACGAGUCAUACGUUUUAUUAACACAGCAUACGAGCCCUGCCAGUAACCUCGCUGAAGUCUGGGUCUGGGCUGUAUGGCGCAUGCCAUUGCAACAGAAUGGGCAGAUUGCAUGCAAGGAGACGAGCUUGAGAGAGCCAUGCUAAAGCCUAAAGCAUGGUAAAUUCUUAGCCUUGCCCUUGCAGUAACAUCUGUCGACUACCAAAUAGAUAGUCAGUCCGUCAUGGGCUAGUCUAUGG
Aspergillus novofumigatus IBT 16806 is the source of this 320-nucleotide messenger RNA. RefSeq lists its product as uncharacterized. The coding region runs from base 69 to 227 and encodes 52 amino acids. Lineage: Eukaryota; Fungi; Ascomycota; Eurotiomycetes; Eurotiales; Aspergillaceae. The record is from RefSeq and is a predicted model, not a curated record. The transcript has a single exon.